Messenger RNA from Aspergillus caelatus, 1488 nucleotides. RefSeq lists its product as uncharacterized. The transcript is spliced from 3 exons. The record is from RefSeq and is a predicted model, not a curated record. Gene Ontology annotation, molecular function: nucleic acid binding; zinc ion binding. NCBI's taxonomy places the organism in Eukaryota, Fungi, Ascomycota, Eurotiomycetes, Eurotiales, Aspergillaceae. The coding region runs from base 1 to 1488 and encodes 495 amino acids.
AUGGAUCUACAUUGCGAAUGCAUUAGGAACGGCUAUGAUGAGUGUCUAUGUCGGUUCUGUACGAGAUGUGGAAAGUUUGGCCACAGAAAAUAUCACUGCAGAGCAACGCAAUGUGGCCAAUGUAGAUCGUGGCAUCUGUUAGGAAAGUGUCCCCUUGAGGUGAGACAGUAUAUCCGAAGGCGAAGUGCCGAGAGCGCUUCAUCCUCCGAAGAAGAGAUUAUUCAGCCAAACACAAAUACUCUUGAUGGACUAAAUGAGAACCCUAGUGUGGAAAGGCCUGCAAGGACUAGAAACAAUUUUACCGCAGGCGUAGUGGGGGAACCACUCCAGCUCCAGAAUAUUGGGCCUGUCAAUCGUGCACUCAUCCUAAAGCAACUCAUCUCAAAAACAGCAGAAAAAUAUGAAGAGAGAUAUGCUUUGAUAGCAAUUGGUCAGAACCCAGAAAACCUAUCCAUUUGUGGGGUUUACCUCCACAUCCUGUGGAGGAGAAGCAAUCCGCAAAAGUUUUGGUUAUACGUCGGACAAGCAGCAGAACUUCGAGAGAGAAUUCGAACACACAACGAUAUCUACCGCCGGAAACGUAACCCAUCGUUACACUACCAUGUUUGGGACUCAUCUGAAGACAUGGAGUCGGUAUUUGUCACCCUAGGCACCAGUGAAAAGCCAACAUCUGCCAAAACACAGCUAUUGCUGAACCUCCUCGAAAUGUGGGUGGCACUGGUCUUCCAGACAUUGACAUCAUUACACCUAAAUGAGUAUCUACCCGAGAGUGUAAACAGACUCUGGUCAGGGCAUCACCUUAAUGUUGCACUACCCUUGUGGCAAGGCUUCACGGAGGAAAACCAGGCUGUGAGCGAGGCAGUUGGCGGGCGAAUAUCUUUUCAGCAGCAUUUAUUUUCUGAGGACCCGAGAAUUCGUCAAUGGGCAGAAAGUGCAAGAGACGCGUUCAACGAUAUACGAAACUCUCCCGACGCUCUGCUAAGACAAUAUUAUCAAAACCUUCUCUCCAAGCGUCGAGCCCAGGGCCAGCAAGCCUGGCAGAAAAAAAAGUCGACGAACAUCAUGAAAUACUUGGAACCAACAAAGGCAACAGUAAAGGCGUCCCAUGAGGAUGAAAUAUAUGAAGUGUCAUGCGGUUCCUUCAGAUUUACAAUUUCACAGUUGCUUGGGCUACAUUUGAGAGGUGGUGACGAAGUCUUUGUUCAACUUCACUUAGCUGGAAGCCGUCACCCCAACGCCUAUGCUCAAAUGGCCGAAACAAGGGACCCAGCAAGCCGACUAGCAAUUUCGAUUAGCGGCCAUGAUGCCCAGGGGGGCUUCCACACCUGGCUCCAAACCAAGGGGACUCGAAAUGUUUUCAAGAUGAAUUCCCUAGUUGAUGUGCUGGAGGGAUAUUCCUUGGAGGAGAGCCAACAUUUCCAACGACGUUGGCAUUCCAUGAGGCUGGUUCCUUGUGAUAGUUCUUCGCGGAAACAUGUGUAUACUUGA